Messenger RNA from Salvelinus sp. IW2-2015, 394 nucleotides. Its product is annotated as interferon-induced protein 44-like. The record is from RefSeq and is a predicted model, not a curated record. NCBI's taxonomy places the organism in Eukaryota, Metazoa, Chordata, Actinopteri, Salmoniformes, Salmonidae. Gene Ontology annotation, biological process: immune response.
GCGGACAAAAUCUCUCUCAUGCCAAAGGAUGUCAUAGACAAGAUGAAGAACAUCAGGGCAGAAGCCAGCAGACUGAAAAUCCCUCAAGUUGUUGUCAUGACCAUGCCAGACAAGGCUUGUGAGCUGGUGAACAAGGAUGUGAAGAGAAUCUUCUACAGCAAGGCAAUCAAAGAGAAGAUGGAGCUCUGCAGUAAUUUGCUAGGCGUUCCCAUGAACUGCAUCCUGCCGGUGAAGAACUACCACGAGGAGGGGAUGCUGGAUAACGACAUGGAUAUCCUGAUACUGAACGCCAUGACUCAGAUUAUGAACUUUGCCAACGACUACCUCUGGAACCUCCAACAACAUGCAAAUCAAAAAUAGAAUGAGUGUUAAGAGAUUAGUGAGCACUGCAGUU